Messenger RNA from Bipolaris sorokiniana ND90Pr, 357 nucleotides. RefSeq lists its product as uncharacterized. The annotation marks the transcript as partial. The record is from RefSeq and is a predicted model, not a curated record. Lineage: Eukaryota; Fungi; Ascomycota; Dothideomycetes; Pleosporales; Pleosporaceae. The transcript has a single exon.
UCGUCGCCAGCUUCAAUUAUUGCGGCAAUUAACCAGCUUAAGAAGGGGGCAGAAGUAAUGAUACUCUCGGCUGAGUUAAUGCGCGAUCGGAUUGCUACUCUUGAGAGAGCUAAUACAGUAGUAUCAGAGCGUAGGCGGCGUAAGAAGAAGCGGAUACAGAAGCGUGGAGUCCUUACAAAGGGAGCUGGAGAGGAUAUACUCGCUCAACGUGAGGCUGAUGAGCAGAUUACUCGUGAGGAGCGUCAGGGAGGAGAGCGAUCAGGUGUCAGCCGCCAGGCUCUAGCGCGCUGUAGUAGGUGCAGAGAGACUGGCCAUAACUCACGUACAUGCAAGAAAGAUACUCUAGAUAGUAAUUAA